This is a messenger RNA of Rubroshorea leprosula, 765 nucleotides long. The record is from the annotation of a GenBank genome assembly. NCBI's taxonomy places the organism in Eukaryota, Viridiplantae, Streptophyta, Magnoliopsida, Malvales, Dipterocarpaceae.
UCAAUUCUCCUUUAAAUAGGGUAGUGCUACUCAUGAUUCUCCAAGUCCCUCAUUAAGUCUUCUCUCUCAAGUUAAUUUCAUUUUUUUUUAGCUAUGGCUUCUAGUACCAUCUCCGCAGUGAUUAUUAUCUUUUCUCUCCUUUGCUACUCUACAUUCACUAGCGCUUGUAACACAUGCAUUCCGAAAGCACCACCACCUCCGGUGGAAUAUUGCCCUCGAGACACUCUUAAGCUAGGUGUCUGUGCGGAUCUCUUGGGUCUUGUCAACGUGGUCGUGGGAUCACCUCCUUCGAGCAAAUGCUGUGCUUUGCUUGAAGGCUUGGCUGAUCUGGAAGCUGCCUUGUGCCUCUGCACCGCCAUUAAAGCUAAUGUUCUUGGAAUCAACUUGAAUGUUCCUGUUUCUCUCAGCUUGCUCCUUAGUGCCUGUCAAAAGGAGGUUCCCCCCGGUUUCAAAUGUGCUUAAUUAAGAGAAGUUGUGGGGGAAUCUGGUUUCACUAAGCUUUGAUUUCAUUUAGUUGGUUCUGUAACUUAAUUGUUGCAUGCAUGAUGUGGGGUUUUUGGAAACGUUUUUGUUAUCGUUAUCGUUUGUUACUGUUUGUUGUUGUUAAUUAGUGUUUGAUAUGUACCAAAAAAAAAAUUAGUGUUUGAUUAGGGCGUGUUUUUUGGGGAUUUGAAUUCUUGUAUUAGCUUACAAAAGUAUGAUGUAAUUUGUUCAAAUAAAAAAUUAUUGGGCAUGGGCAGGUUGAAAUCAACUACCCAGCCUAAA